Messenger RNA from Notodromas monacha, 1221 nucleotides. Lineage: Eukaryota; Metazoa; Arthropoda; Ostracoda; Podocopida; Cyprididae. The record is from the annotation of a GenBank genome assembly.
CUUGACAAGUGCGACCAUGUCACGGGAGUUUGCGCCUGCGCCGCGGGUUACACUGGCGUCAAGUGCGAAGAGCCAUGCCCAAAGAACAAAUACGGACUCAAUUGCACCGGGGUUUGUUCGUGCGACAACAAGGGCGAGUGCAAUCACAUCACCGGGGAAUGCAUGUGUCCGCCGGGUUGGGUGGGUGCCGAUUGUUCUGUGCCCUGUGAGGCUGGCUUCUUCGGACGGAAUUGUGCUCACAGGUGCGCGUGUUUGUUUGGAGGACAGUGCAGACCCAAUGAUGGGGUUUGCAAGUGCACCAAGGGUCGCAUGGGUCCACGUUGCGAAGAAGGUGCCAACUGCGAUGUCCCGACUUUUGCUGAAAGCACAAUGAAACGAGAAGAGGUCACGUCUACCAGCGUGCCUAGUGUGAUCGUUGGGCUGUUGGUGGUGAUCCUGGCUGCAGCUUUGGCAGCACUGUGCUACUAUAAACGCAGGGUCAUUCGACUCAAGGCCAUGAAUCACCCUGAACUUGCUGUGCGGUAUCACAUGGACUAUGCGACCUUCCUCAUGAAUAUUGCUGAUGGGCGACUGUUCAAUAACCCUGUGUACGGCAACGGCGUCGUCCGCGUUCGUCCCCCAGAGAUUGUCAACUCCUUGAGCGAGCUUGACACUGCGGCCCGUGCAGCGAAGCAACUCGAAGCCGAACAGCAACAACAACCACACCACCAACACCACGUUCAGCAAAACAACUUCGACGUGUCCUGGACCAAGAUUGGCGAAUCGUCUUCGGAUUUGGUGGAUUCGGCGGCUGAUGGCUGCGGCGAAGGCGGCGCUGCGGGAUACGCUUGGCCGCCACCCGGUGGCGUGGACGGGUUCCUGACCUUGAGCAAUGCGAAGUCUCGUGAGGCGGACGAGACGAAUCCCAACCUCAACAUUUACAAUUCUUUGGAGGAUCUCAAUAAGGGCAAGGAUCACCAGUAUGAAGUUGUCAAGAUACCGACGGAUGAUGCUGAGAGGGCGCUUGCGAAAAAAUUCGUUGAGAAGCCGAGAAAAAAGUCGUUUUUCGAAGUGGAGAAAGAUUUUGAGAAACAUGUGGGAAGAAAAGCUUGUGCAAAGGAUUAUUCUUCAAUUUUUACCGAGUUGCCAGUGGACGAGCAUCUGGAACACGGGAUUGAUCGCCCACCUUCUGAGAUUUCGGUUUUAAAAUCAGAAGUAAUGACUGAUUCUAAUCAGGAAAUC